AUGGAAGGAUGCCCAGGAGGAAAAGGAGGGCGCACACACCGCGUGACAGGCGCCUGUCGGUGUGGCGAGGACUCUAUUCCUGGUGUUGGCCCGGACAUCGGUCCCCGAGUGGCGGCACUGCGCACAGGCGCGAUGCGACGCCUGCCCACUCUUCGACAGGCCUGCACGCGCCCUGCGGAUCACAAGGAACCCUCUGUGUCGGUGGCGCCGUCCCUCCCUCACUGCGGUGGCCGGCCCGCCUCUGCCUCCGCCGGAACCUCUUCCCGACGUGAGCACCGCAACUCCUUGUCGACCAGCGAGCGGCGGAUUGACGUCCUCCUGCCCAACCUGCGGCAGAGUGCGCUUGUCCGUCCACAGUAUGAGGGCACAUGCCGGACGUGCUCAGCCUGGCGUUAUAAUAGUUUGCGAGGGCCUCCCAUGCGGAUGCCACAAUGGCGCCACCGUCUUCUUAACAGGCGCCUCGCGCGCAGGUCGCCACCGAAGUUGCCAAGCAUGCCGGCAGGCAAGACACGCAGGAGGCACCACCGCGGGUACUCGAGAUGGACCAGGCUCUUCCGCCACCGCCUCAUCACGGACGCCACGGGCUGCUGA
Messenger RNA from Trypanosoma cruzi, 591 nucleotides. RefSeq lists its product as uncharacterized. NCBI's taxonomy places the organism in Eukaryota, Euglenozoa, Kinetoplastea, Trypanosomatida, Trypanosomatidae. The record is from RefSeq and is a predicted model, not a curated record. The transcript has a single exon. Bases 1 to 591 code for a protein of 196 amino acids.